GAGAAGCUGCGUCGGCGUGUGCUGGUCACUAGCCAUGUGGCGCAGCGGCGUGCGGUCCCCGAGCUUUCUGCAGCGGCUGAGGGGCGGCAGCGCCGGCCUCGGAGCCCGGAGGACGAGUGGCACCACAGCCUGCGAGCGGGCGCGCCGCCACCGGGUGGGACAGCGGCUGCACGGCUUCACCGUGAGCCAGGUGACCGACAUCCCGGAGCUGUGCCUGACCGCCGUGAAGCUUAGCCAUGACGGCACCGGAGCCAGAUACCUGCACUUGGCCCGAGAGGACACAAACAACUUGUUCAGCGUGCAGUUCCGCACCACCCCCCUGGACAGCAGCGGCGUCCCGCACGUCCUGGAGCACACGGUCCUGUGCGGCUCCCAGAAGUACCCGUGCAGAGACCCCUUCUUCAAGAUGCUGAACCGGUCCCUGUCCACCUUCAUGAACGCCUUCACAGCCAGCGAUUAUACGCUGUACCCGUUCUCCACACAAAACCCCAAGGACUUCCAGAACCUCCUGUCCGUGUACCUGGAUGCGGCCUUCUUCCCGUGCUUGCGGGAACUGGAUUUCUGGCAGGAAGGAUGGCGACUGGAACAUGAGAAUCCCAGGGACCCCCAGACGCCCCUGACCUUCAAAGGAGUCGUCUUUAAUGAGAUGAAGGGAGCAUUUACCGACAACGAGAGGAUAUUCUCACAGCACCUUCAGAGCCGCCUCCUGCCCGACCACACGUACGCGGUGGUCUCCGGGGGCCACCCGCUGUGCAUCCCAGACCUCACCUGGGAGCGGCUGAGACAGUUCCACGCCACCCAUUACCACCCCAGUAACGCCAGGUUCUUCACGUACGGCGAUUUCCCGUUAGAACAGCAUCUGAAACAAAUUCACGAGGAAGCACUGAGCAAAUUUGAGAAAAUUGAGCCAAAUACCGCAGUGCCCGCUCAGAAGCCUUGGGAUAAGCCAAGAGAAUUCCAGAUCACGUGUGGCCCAGACUCGCUGGCUGCGGAGUCGUCCAGACAGACCACCGUCGGGGUCGGCUUCCUCUUACCGGACAUCACUGACACGUUUGAAGCCUUCACGUUAAACCUCCUGUCUUCACUCCUGAUCAGUGGACCUAACUCGCCCUUCUACAAAGCGUUGAUUGAGUCUGGGCUGGGCACGGACUUCUCUCCUGACGUUGGGUACAACGGCUGCACCAGGGACGCCUACUUCAGCGUGGGCCUCCAGGGCGUCGCCGCGCAGGACGUCCAGGCCGUCCGGGACAUCAUCGACAGGACCGUCGAGGAGGUGCUCCGGAAAGGAUUCGACGAUGACCAGAUCGAGGCUCUCCUUCAUAAAAUCGAAAUACAGAUGAAGCACCAGUCCGUCAGCUUCGGGCUCACCCUGACGUCUUACAUCGCCCCCUGCUGGAACCACGACGGGGACCCCGUGGAGCUGCUGCAGCUGGGCGGCCAGGUGGCCCGCUUCCGGCAGUGCCUCAAGGACAAUCCAGAGUUCCUGCAGCAGAAGGUCAAACAGUACUUUAAGGUAAGAGGCCUGGAGAAUUUACCUGAAUGGCGACAUCAUGUCCUAAGCUUGUGUUUUUACCGUAACGCCUUCCUACACGCUCACGGCUUUUUGAUCAGGUGCUCGCUGAACGCCACGCCUGAGCAGAUGUCUCUGGCGGAGAAAGCGGUAGACAAGUUUGUUGGAAGCCUCGGUCGGAGCGAGGCGGGGCGCAAGGCUGCGCGCCCCCGCGUGGUGGAGAAGCCUGUCCCCAGUGGGUCCGGUGGACGCACACACAUCAGCGGCCCCCAAGUCGUGAGGAAGCUGAUCACGGACCCCGCCUUCAGGCCGUGCCAGACGAAGACCCACUUCCGGCUGCCCUUCCCCGUGAACCACGUGGGCGAGUGUGUGAGGACCGCCCCCUUCACGGACCCGGACCACGCCAGUCUGAAGGUCCUCGCGCGCCUCAUGACCGCCAAGUUCCUGCACACGGAAAUCCGAGAGAAGGGCGGCGCUUACGGCGCGGGCGCUCGGCUCGGCCGCGACGGGCUGUUCACGUUUUUCUCGUACCGGGACCCGCACUCGACAGAAACGCUCCAGGCGUUUGCGAAGGCCGUGGACUGGGCCAAGGCUGGGCGGUUCACACAGCAGGACAUCGACGAGGCCAAGCUGGCUGUCUUUGCCACCGUGGACGCUCCUGUGGCCCCUUCGGACAGAGGGCUGGACCACUUCCUGUACGGCCUCUCGGACGGGCGGAAGCAGGCGCACCGGGAGCAGCUCUUCGCCGUCAGCCGCGAGGGUCUCAUCGCCGCAAGCGACAAGUACCUGGGCGUGGGGAGGAGCACGCGCGGCCUGGCCCUGCUGGGACCCGAGAACGUGAAGAUCGCCAGCGACCCGUCGUGGACCCUCAGCUAACCAGCCUGCGGGGGGUGGGGCCCGACGGACAGGCAGGCGCUCCUGGAAGGGAGCCGGGCUCCUUGCCUUUGAAAGGCGAGGGAAGGUACUGUCCCCUCCCCACACACACACACUUUGAUCCUCUCUCACCGGGUGUGGCGGUCAGACCCCACUCCGAGGAGGAAAUAGACGGUCACGUAUUCAGUGCUAGCGACGCACACGUUACAGUUCUAAGAAUUUCCGAUCGUCUGAAUGCUUAUUUUGCUUACAAAUCAUGGAGUAUUUAUUUUAAAGAUUUAAAAAUAAAAGGCAGUUCUGACCCGCC
Suricata suricatta (meerkat) is the source of this 2690-nucleotide messenger RNA. RefSeq names its product pitrilysin metallopeptidase 1 (gene PITRM1). The record is from RefSeq and is a predicted model, not a curated record. Gene Ontology annotation, biological process: protein processing. The transcript is spliced from 20 exons. NCBI's taxonomy places the organism in Eukaryota, Metazoa, Chordata, Mammalia, Carnivora, Herpestidae. Gene Ontology annotation, cellular component: mitochondrial matrix. Gene Ontology annotation, molecular function: metal ion binding. The coding region runs from base 35 to 2386 and encodes 783 amino acids.